AUGGUUGACGCCGAGGCGGGUCAGGGCAAGCCCCUGCUACCAUCCGGGGAUCGCGUGAGCGUCUCCGACGAGCGACCGUGCCGCUGUGAGCUGCACAUCCGGGACGGCCUGCUGCGACGACAGCGGAAAGUACCAGGUGGUCGUGGAGAACAGUCUCGGAAGCGACUCGGGCUUUGCCUCCGUCAAAGUGGAAGGUACAAAAAUCGUCACUACCACGGUUUCUGUCCCUACGCAGGCCCUCCCGAUCCACCGGCCGAAGCCCCUCGAGCGGUCGCUCUUCCAGGCGGCGCGAUCGAGGUGACCUGGUCGUGUUCGCCGUUCGACGGUGGCUGUCGCAUCCAGCGCUAUCUAGUGGACGCGUCUCCGGCGUCGGCGGAGCCCCGCGCCUGGAGCCGCGUAGCCGCGGUGCUCAGCACCUGCUGCCGGCUCGUCGACCUGCCGCCGGAGACCGCGUACGUGUUCGUCGUGCGCGCACAGAACGCGCGCGGUCUGAGCAUGGCGAGCGCCGAGUCGCCGCCCGCCGCACCCAUGCCGCCCCACGGACCGCCCGCAGCAGACGACGACGAAGUGCUGGACGAAGAGAUGACGGUACCACCAGGUCCUCCUGUUACGAUGCGGCCAGGAGAAGAGUUCAACCAACACUACCACGUGCACGAAGCGGUGGGCAGGGGUCGCUUCGGCGUCGUACACCGGUGCACGCGGCUCGCGGACGGCACCGACGCGGCGGCCAAGAUGGUUCGCUGCGCGCGCGCCACCGAGCGGGACAGGAUGCGCCACGAGCUGGCCAUCUUGAACCUGCUCCGGGGACAUCCGCGGCUCCUGAUGCUGCUGGACGCCUACGAAAAGCCACGGGAGAUCAUCCUUGUCACCGAAUACGUGUCCGGUGGAGAGCUCUUCGAGCGGGUUAUAGCCGACGACUUCGUGCUCACGGAAUGGGACUGCGUCUUGUUCCUGAGGCAGAUCUGCGCGGGCAUGUCCUACAUGCACAGCAGACACGUCAUCCACCUCGACCUCAAGCCUGAGAACAUCCUCUGCCAGAGCCAAGUUGGACACAAGAUCAAGCUGAUCGACUUCGGCCUGGCACAGCUGUACGAGCCGAACUCUAGCCUUCGCGUGAUGUUUGGAACGCCAGAGUUCGUGGCCCCCGAGGUCGUCAGCUACGAGCCGGUCAGCCCAGCCACCGACAUGUGGAGCAUCGGCGUCAUCUGCUACGUCCUACUUUCCGGGUUGUCACCGUUCAUGGGCGACUCGGAUACGGAUACCUUCAACAACAUCGUCAGGGUGGACUUCGACUUCGAUGACCCAGUCUUCGAGACCAUCUCCUCUGUGGCCAAGGACUUUAUGUGCCAACUCAUCGUGAAGAACCCCAGGAAACGAAUGUCUGCGGAACAGUGCUUGGAACACGAGUGGCUGUGUGUAGUGCCCAAGCGCGGCGCCAGCUCGUUGCCGCUGCCCACGGACAAGCUCAAGAAGUUCGUAGUCCGCAGGAAGUGGCUGAAAAGCGGCAACGCGCUAAAAGCGCUUAGCCGCAUGACAAACAUGAGCGGCCAGCGACCAGCAGCCCACGGUGACGAAGCGUCCGUCCUGCUCGCCUGCGAGGAAGACGCGCCGAUCUCGCCGCCGCCUUCCGACACGGCACCAACCACCGUAGAAGAAGAUGUGGCUGCCGCCGAUAACUGAGUGCCCAUCAAUAUAUCCUACGCCGCACAGGGCUUCUAGAAGAACACAGGCCCUUCUCAAUCUUCCCAAGCACCGAACUUUGUGUCCCGCCAGUGUUUGCCCUCUUCUUGCCAUUUCCUUUUUAACUGUGAAUCACUCGAUGUGUAACACUGUCCUUAAGUACUAAACGUGCCCUGUUGCAUGCAUCAUUAACUCUUGUUGUCGUUUGCUCACCUUUCCCUACUUACCACAUUCUAAUAACCUCGUCUUCUGUGAUUGUGCUCGGGCCGUGAAAUUGAACAGUUCCUCAGAGCUUGACCAAAUUUUAUCCAUGUGCAUAAAGCCGAUGAGAUUCUCCAGGAAGUACAACAUUUUAUUUUUGUCCGGAUAUUUCUUGCUAUAUUUAUGACUGUAAGCUUUAUUGAAGACGAAAUAAAUGCUGCAGACGGGUGUUUGCAUUGAAACCCUAAAUAUAUCCACUUAUAUUUCGG
Molecule: messenger RNA, 2150 nt
Organism: Rhipicephalus sanguineus (brown dog tick)
Lineage: Eukaryota; Metazoa; Arthropoda; Arachnida; Ixodida; Ixodidae
Product: myosin light chain kinase family member 4
Exons: 10
Coding region: 1-1680 (559 amino acids)
Biological process (GO): intracellular signal transduction; protein phosphorylation; positive regulation of apoptotic process
Cellular component (GO): nucleus
Molecular function (GO): ATP binding; protein binding; protein serine/threonine kinase activity
Source: RefSeq, a predicted model, not a curated record